GUUCGACUUCCUCCCAAUCGCAUAUCAGCAAGUUAGAGAGAGGAAGGUAAAGUAGGAAAAAAAACCCCCAGAAAAUUAAAGAACAAGAAAACUUGUCUGGGUUUUCUGGUUCUUCUGAAGGUCCGGGCAUGAACUGAGGAGAGAUCUGUUUCAGUAAGUGAUCGUGGACAUGGGUGGGAACCCUAAUUUGUGGAGCAAUAUGCAUGACGCUGCUUAUGUUCUUGGAUCUUCCAUUCCUUUCAAUCCGAUCCCUCAAAACUCCGAGCCUCGUCCUUCCACCUGGAGCCAACUCGUCUUCUCAGGAGCACCGGGAGAAGAGAAGAGACUGAGUUUUGAUCAUUUUGAAGCAAAGAAGUUGGGAAGGUGGGAAGAACAAGUUCUGAAUCCAACCCUGUCGAGAUUUCAUGUCGACGAAGGAAUAAUAAAGCAACAGGGUUGCCUGUACGGCGGCCAUGGCGGUGGUGGUGAGGAAUUUCAGGGUACUCAUUCUUCAUCUGCAGGUGGGUCAGUAGUAGCUAAUUGGUCACACAUGGCGGGUCCUGUUUCUUCUUCCCCUAGGUCGUCUUGCGUCACUAGGCUGACUAGUAGUAAUAAUAACUACAACACUGUAUGGGAUUCUUUCUCUUAUAAGAACGCCGACACUAGGAAAAAUCAUCUUCCUGCUGCAGAUCACUCGUCUGAGUGUAGCACAGCCACUGGGGGAAUCUGUAAGAAGGCUAGGGUUCAACCAACUUCAAGCCACCCUCCUCUCAAGGUGAGGAAGGAGAAGCUGGGGGAUAGAAUAUCAGCCCUUCACCAACUGGUUUCCCCCUUCGGAAAGGUAACUACCUCAUUUAAUUAA
This is a messenger RNA of Neltuma alba, 841 nucleotides long. RefSeq names its product transcription factor bHLH68. Gene Ontology annotation, molecular function: DNA-binding transcription factor activity, RNA polymerase II-specific; RNA polymerase II cis-regulatory region sequence-specific DNA binding. The coding region runs from base 170 to 841 and encodes 223 amino acids. Gene Ontology annotation, cellular component: nucleus. The record is from RefSeq and is a predicted model, not a curated record. The transcript has 4 exons. Gene Ontology annotation, biological process: regulation of transcription by RNA polymerase II. NCBI's taxonomy places the organism in Eukaryota, Viridiplantae, Streptophyta, Magnoliopsida, Fabales, Fabaceae.